UUCCUGGGGACGGAUUUUGGAUUUUUCUUUUUGGAUUCAAAGUGAAGGUCAAUGGAGAGAUUUGCGCAACUCCGGCUCCUGCUGCAAAGUUAAAUGCUGGAUCUACACUUCAGCGACCAUUUUUGGCUGUAAAAAUGCUGAGCGGCGUCCUCUUGCUGAGCGUCCUCACGGUCACCAGCCUGUCACCGUCCGAAACGGAGAGCCGCAAAACUUCAGCCUCCAAAGACAUCUGCAAGACCCGCUGCGCCUGCGAGGAGCGCGAGAACAUCCUGAACAUCAACUGCGAGAAUAAAGGAUUUACCACCGUCAGUCAGUUCCAGGCGCCCCCGAAUAAAAUCUCCCAGCUUUUUCUAAAUGGAAACUUCCUGUCUCGGCUCAGCGCCAAUGAGUUUGUCAAUUAUGGCAAUGUCACCUCGCUGCAUCUGGGGAAUAACGGCUUGCAGGAGAUCCGUACCGGCGCUUUUAAUGGGCUCCGCUUCCUAAAGCGGCUCCACUUGAACAAUAACAACAUGGAGGUGAUUAAAGAAGACACCUUUGCAGGGCUGGAGAGUUUGGAGUAUUUACAGGCAGACUAUAAUUACAUCAGCGCCAUAGAGCCGGGCGCUUUCAGCAAACUGAAUAAACUCAAAGUGUUGAUCCUCAACGACAACCUGCUGUUGUCUCUGCCUCCUAAUAUUUUCCGCUUUGUGCUCCUCACUCACUUGGAUUUACGUGGCAACCGGCUCAAGAUGCUGCCGUUUGCCGGGGUGCUGGAGCACAUCGGCGGCAUCAUGGAGAUCCAGCUGGAGGAGAACCCGUGGAAUUGCACCUGUGAUCUGAUCCCUCUCAAAUCCUGGUUGGACACUAUCUCUGUCUUUGUGGGGGACAUCGUGUGCGAGACGCCGUUCAGGCUGCACGGCAAAGACAUCACCCAGCUCAUCAAGCAGGAUCUGUGCCCGCGCAGGAAUGCUGGGGAGCGUGUCCACCCCCCCUCUGACUCUCACUUUCAAGGGGCCCUGCCCCCGACCUACCACCCUGGCGUUAUCACCCCCACCCGCGCCCCGAAAGCCUCCCGCCCGCCCAAAAUGCGCUACAGGCCCACCCCUCGCAUCUCAAAGGACAAACACGUCUUUGGGCCCAUAAUGGUUUACCAGACGCGCUCCCCGGUGCCCAUGUUGUGUCCCAGCGUGUGCGUGUGCACAUCACAGAACCCUGACAGCGGGUUGAACAUCAACUGCCAAGAGCGGAAAUUGCAUAACAUCAGUGAGCUGAACCCCAAGCCCUCCUACCCAAAGAAACUCCACCUGACCGGUAACUACUUGCAAGUCAUUUACAGAGCUGAUCUGACUGAGUACAGCUCUCUGGAGCUGCUGCACUUAGGGAAUAACAGAAUAGCAGUGAUUCAGGAGGGGGCAUUUGAGAAUCUGACAAACCUCAGACGACUCUAUCUCAAUGGGAAUUACAUUGAGUCACUUUCCCAGUCGCUCUUCGCCGGUCUGCAGUCGCUCCAGUAUCUCUAUUUGGAAUACAACAUCAUCAAGGACAUUUUCCCACAAACAUUUAACUCUUUGCACAAUCUGCAGCUGCUGUUCCUCAACAACAACCUGCUGAGGUCGCUCCCGGACAACGUGUUCGGGGGCACCAUGCUAACCAGACUCAACCUGCGGAAUAAUCACUUCUCCUACCUUCCGGUGAAAGGCGUUCUGGACCAGCUCUCUGCGUUCAUCCAGAUCGACCUGCAGGAGAACCCCUGGGACUGCACCUGCGACAUCGUGGCGCUCAAAAACUGGAUGGAGCUGUCCAGCACCAGCGUGGUGGUGAACGAAAUCACCUGUGAUUCGCCCUCCAAGCACGCGGGCCGCCUGCUGCGCUCGCUCCGCAACGAGGCCAUCUGCCCCGAGCCUAGCGAGGUGCCCCCACCACAACAUGCCCCCCCUACAAAAGCCCCUACGUUAAUAAGCCCUGGCACUGAGGCCACCACCCCUUCCUCGUCCUCCUCUUCUUCUUCCUCCUCUUCCUUUAGCUCUGUCAGCCCCACUGAAUCCAGACUCCACACCCCUGAGUUACACCCCGAGGUCCCCCUUUCAGUCCUGAUCCUUGGGCUUCUCGUUGUUUUCAUCCUGUCCGUCUGCUUUGGCGCAGGCCUCUUUGUUUUCGUCCUGAAACGGCGCAAAGGGGUGGAGCACGUGCCAACAGGUGCCAACAACUUAGAUCUCAACUCUUUCCAAGUACAAUACGGUUCCUACACUCCUGAACCGACCCAAGACAAAACAUCUGAGAGCCACGUGUACAACUACAUCCCCCCGCCUGUAGGCUCCAUGUGCCAAAACCCUAUUUACAUGCAGAAGGAUGGCGAGCAGGUGGCUUAUUACCGCAACCUGAAGGAGCUCAGCUUUGGGCCCCUGGACGCAAAGAAGGAUGACGUCCUCACCCGCAGCCCGGGGGCCUACACCAUCAGCACAGUGGAUUUUAUGGAUAAGUCGCCGACGUCGUGCGGUUUGACCACCCCGGAGCCUCCUGAGAUGCUGUAUCAAAACUUAGGGGAGCGGCCCAACAAGGAGCUCCCGACAGUCGCAGGUGCCCCUCCUUUCAAUUACAACUUUUGCACUUUACCUAAGAGACCUUGCAUCGUGCCCCCCUACGAGGCUGCUACGGCCCGGCGGCAUCUCUCCAACCAGGACAGGUUGAACAAAACUGUGCUGUACGGGACCCCCAGGAAAUACUACGGGGCCGAACACCCUUCCAGACACAAUGAGCACCCGCUCCUGCUCCCCGGGAAGCUAAAAACAGAACCAGACUACCUGGAGGUUCUGGAGAAACAGACUGCGAUGAGCCAACUGUAA
This is a messenger RNA of Seriola dumerili (greater amberjack), 2822 nucleotides long. RefSeq names its product SLIT and NTRK like family member 2 (gene slitrk2). Bases 135 to 2822 code for a protein of 895 amino acids. The transcript has 2 exons. The record is from RefSeq and is a predicted model, not a curated record. Gene Ontology annotation, biological process: axonogenesis; regulation of presynapse assembly; positive regulation of synapse assembly. Gene Ontology annotation, molecular function: protein binding. Gene Ontology annotation, cellular component: glutamatergic synapse; membrane. Lineage: Eukaryota; Metazoa; Chordata; Actinopteri; Carangiformes; Carangidae.